AUGGGCAAAGCGACCACCCCGACCGACCGCCAGGCGCGCAGACACAACCCCCUACAGGAUGACAUCCUGGCUACGGGCCCUUUGAAGAACAAGAUUGGGAAGAAGAAGAAGGGCAAGAACAGCGACGAUGAGGACAAUGGCGACCAUUUCGUCGACGCGACCCGGAGUCGAACCAUCUUGAGGCUAGGCCGAGAACUGGCUGAUGAAGAUGCUCCUGCAAAGCCGGAGGCUUCAGCGAAACCCAGCGUUGACCUUUUCGGCAUCGAGUCGCGAUAUGGCGCCGACGUUGACGGUGACGAGCAGACAUACGAAGAUGAGGAGGCUUGGGGUGACGAAGAUGAGAUUGUGGAGGAGGUUGAGAUCGACCCUGAAGAUCUCGAGACCUAUCGCAAGUUUCUCCCCGAGGCUGAUGAGGAUCCCGCAGCUAUGCUGAACCAGGCCGGCUGGGGAAGCAAGGGCGCUGACGAGGAUAUGGCCGGCGGCGGCACCAACCUGACAGAGCUUAUCCUCGAGAAGAUUGCGGCGCAUGAGGCUGCGGAAGCUAGGAAAGCUGCCGGUGUCAUGCCUGUGGACGAGGACUAUCAGCUUCCUCCCAAGGUCAUCGACGUGUACACAAAGAUCGGCCAAAUUUUGUCGCGAUACAAAAGCGGUCCUUUGCCAAAGCCUUUCAAGAUCCUGCCCACUCUGCCGCAUUGGGAGGAUAUCAUCGAGAUUACGGAGCCCCAGAAGUGGACGCCCAACGCCGUGUACCAGGCGACGAGGAUAUUUUCUUCGUCCAAGCCUACUGUGUGCCAAAAGUUCAUGGAGAUUGUCGUUUUAGACAAGGUUCGCGAAGACAUUUAUGAGAACAAGAAGCUGAACGUCCACUUGUUCAAUGCACUCAAGAAGAGUUUGUACAAGCCUCGGGCAUUCUUCCUGGGCUUCUUGUUUCCUUUGCUCUCUAGCGGCUGCACUGUUCGCGAGGCGCAUAUCGUCUCUGCUGUCCUCGCUAGAGUCUCAGUUCCGGUGCUUCACUCUGCAGCUGCCUUGAAGGGUAUUACCGAAAUUGCCGCCCAGGAAGCAUCUGCGGGUACAGAGGGCGGAGGAGCUGCAAACAUCUUUAUCAAGACUUUGUUAGAGAAGAAGUACGCGCUUCCGUACCAGGUCAUUGAUUCAUUGGUGUUCCAUUUCCUGAGGUUCAGGAGCGUCGACCCUGCGUCCAUCAAGGAGGGCCAGUCGUUCUCGGGAGACAUGGUCAGGUCGCUGCCCGUUGUUUUCCACCAGAGCUUGUUGGCGUUUGCCCAGAGAUACAAGAACGACCUGAGUGAAGAUCAGCGUGAGUCACUUCUUGACCUGCUCCUGUCGCACGGCCAUGUUGCUAUUGCUCCCGAGAUUAGGAGGGAAUUGUUGGCGGGUAGAGGAAAGGGCGUUGCAGUCGAGCAGCAAAAUGCAGCUUUUGACGGCGAUGAUACAAUGAUUGUGGACUGA
Colletotrichum truncatum is the source of this 1467-nucleotide messenger RNA. Its product is annotated as bystin. The record is from RefSeq and is a predicted model, not a curated record. Gene Ontology annotation, biological process: rRNA processing. Gene Ontology annotation, cellular component: nucleolus; cytoplasm; preribosome, small subunit precursor. NCBI's taxonomy places the organism in Eukaryota, Fungi, Ascomycota, Sordariomycetes, Glomerellales, Glomerellaceae. Gene Ontology annotation, molecular function: snoRNA binding.